Rhincodon typus (whale shark) is the source of this 3523-nucleotide messenger RNA. Its product is annotated as neuroblast differentiation-associated protein AHNAK-like. The record is from RefSeq and is a predicted model, not a curated record. The annotation marks the transcript as partial. Gene Ontology annotation, molecular function: protein binding. Gene Ontology annotation, cellular component: nucleus; costamere; cytoplasm. The transcript is spliced from 4 exons. NCBI's taxonomy places the organism in Eukaryota, Metazoa, Chordata, Chondrichthyes, Orectolobiformes, Rhincodontidae. Gene Ontology annotation, biological process: regulation of RNA splicing.
CCAGUGCUGUGAGCCUGAAGCAAGCACAAAAGUGAAGUAAUAUAUCUUGCACCAACCAAAGAACCGGCAGCGAUUUUGUUUCAUAUUUCAGAGACAGAGAAACUGCACAAAGAUGGCUAAAAAGGACGAUGACUUAGAUGUGCUGCUCCCAAAUUGGUCAGGAGCAGCUGCGCAUGGGUUCAGUAUAAGUGGUGGUGACGAAGGGAUCUUCAUUAAGGAUGUGGUGCAGAAUUCUCCAGCGGGAAAGAGUGGAGUGAUGAAGGAAGGUGACCAGAUUGUGAGUGCAACUAUCUACUUUGAUGACAUGGGAUACGAAGAAGCACAGAAAAUAUUAGAAACUGUAGAUCGACACACAGUGGGAUUGAAGCUACAUCGAAAAGGAGAAAAGCUUUCUCCUGGGGGAAGUUAUUCGUGGAACCCAGAACGACUUGAAGCUACAAGUCCAGAUGCUGUACUGAGUGGAGAUGAUGAAGACUAUCAAAGGAUUUUCAGAACAAAAAUCAAGCCUCAUCUGAAGUCAGAAGAUGGCUCAGAGGCAUCAGAUCAAGGCGACAGAACUUCCAAUGUACAUAUCACCAGAAAGGUUAUUACACGUACUAUUCAUACUUCUGGCCCUACAGUCGUAAUGGACACAGACAUCCAGAAUCCAGAAUUUAAAAUAAAAGUUCCAAGAUAUGAGCAAGUCACCAAUGAGAGAUCAGGACCAAAACUGGAAACAUCAGAGAUGGAUGUAGAUGUUAAUCUCCCAGGCACUGAAGUUCUGAAACUUCAAACGGGAGAUGGCCAACGGACCACUCGUACAAUGCACAUUGUGAAAACAAAAGUUGUAGAGGUAACUGGACCAGAUAUGGAACAUGGCCAGGCUACUUUCCAUAUGCCACAGCUCAAUAUAGCAGGAGGAGGAAGAACAAUGCAAACAACAGAUCUUGACUGCAAAGCUGGAAUGACAAAUGUGAAAGAUCCUGUUAUUGAUAUUAAUACAAGUGGAGCAAAAACAGUCAUUGCUUCUCCAAACACUGAUGCUGAUCUUAAUGUAUCUGGAACAUAUGACAAUUUAAAAGGUCCAACAAUUGAUGGUCAAAAGUUAAAAAUGCAGCUUGAUGGCUCAGGUUUCAACACACAAGAUGGGAAACUAAAUAUCAAAAUGAAGACACCAAACAUCAGUGUUUCGGGCUCAGAUGUAAACACAAAUACGUGGACAAAAACAGAAGCACCAGAUCUGAAUAUCGGUAUGAAUGUUCCUGAGACAGACAUUAAAAUAUCUGGACCAAGGAUAGAAGGCAAUGUUGAAAUACCUGCAGUCGAUCGGAAUGUUGGAGGGGGUGCUAGUGAAAUCAAAAGCCCAAAUUUUAACUUUCCAGGAAUCAGGUACAAAACUCGUGAACCUGAUUUUAAUCUGGAAGGCAAAGGCGCAAAAGCAACAGUAAAUGUUGAUGUGCCUGACAUUGAAGUGGAGAGUGGCAUCAAAAGCCCUACAUUUAACAAGACAGGAUUCACUAUCUCUGGGCCCAAGGUGACAAUGCCUGAUAUUUAUUUGGAGCAGAAAGGUCCAAAAGUUGCAUUACCUGACAUCAAUCUACAGGAUGACAGCAAGGGUCUAAAUCUGAAUACUAACGAUUCAAAAGUUGGUAUCAAGCAACCUGACAUCAGAGAAAAGGAGCUUAAGUUUUCAGUGCCUUCUAUGAAUAUGCCCACUGUAAAAACUGCAGACAUUGACUUAAAUCUUAAAGGCUCAAUAGGAAAAGGUGACCAUAGUACUGACCUUCCCUUAGCAAAUAUUAAGGGAGACAUCAAAGAACCCAAAGUAGAUAUAGAAACAGAUAUACUAGACACUGAUAUUAGAUGGCAGAGUACAAAUUCUGAUUUAAAGGGACCAAAGAUAAAAGGUGAUGUUCAUAUACCUGAUGUAGAUUUAAAUGUCAGAGGAGGGUCUAGUAAAAUCAAAGGCCCUAAUUUAAAGAUGCCAGACUUAAGCAUCUCAGGACCAAAGAUCAAAAAGCCAGAUAUCAAUCUGAAACUCAAAGGCCCAAAAAGCACAGCAGAUGUUAAUGCCCCUAAUAUAAAUCUAGAGAGUGUUUUCAAAGGCCCAGAUGUGAAUAUUAAAGGGCCUAAGAUUGAUAUUGAGGAACCUGAUGCCAAAGGUAGUGACCUCACGUUUUCGAUGCCUUCAGUAGGUUCACCCACGGUAAGGGCUCCUGGCAUUGAUUUGAGUCUUAAAGGACCACAGGUGAAAACUGACCAUGAUGCUAACCUCCCUUCUGCUAGUAUUGUGAGUGAGAUCAAAGGACCCAGUGUGGAUGUGGAUGUUCCUGAGGCUGAUAUUAAGGGCCUUAGUGGAACGUUCCAUCUGCCCAAAGUCAAAAUGCCGAUGUUUGGAAUGGGUGGAGGGAAAGUAACAAGUCCGGAUGUCAAUAUUGAUGCGAAUCUUCCCACUGCAGAUGUCAUUCCACCUGGUCCAAAGAUAGAAGGUGCUGUUGAUGUACCUGUUGUAGAUGUAGGCAUUGAUGCAGGUUCCGAUAAAAUCAAAGACCCGAAAUUUAAAAUGACAGACUUAAGUAUUUCAGGACCCAAGACUGAACGACCAGAAUUCAAUCUCAAAUUCAAAGGCCCGAAUGCCACAGAACAUAUGGAUGUCCCUGAUGUUAAUCUGGAAGGUGAUCUCAAAGGCCCAGAUGUGAACAUUAAAGGUCCCAAAGUUAAUAUUGAGGGACCUAAUGCCAAAGGAAAUGGCCUAAAUAUUUCAAUGCCUUCCAUAGGAUUGCCCAAUAUCAAGACACCUGAGUUUGAUUUGAAUCUCAAAGGCCCAAAGGUGAAAGCUGCGCAUGAGGAUGCCCUUCCUUCUGCAAGCAUUGAAGGUGAGAUCAAGGGACCCAAGGUGGACGUAGAUCUUCCUGGGGCUGACAUGAAGGGUCCGAGUGGAUCAAUCCACAUGCCAAAAUUUAAAAUGCCCAAGUUCGGAUUUGGUGGAGGUAAAGUAGAAGGACCCGACGUCAAUGUUGGUGCAAAUCUUCCAGCUGCAGAUAUCAGUCUAACUGGUCCAAAAAUAGAAGGUAGUAUUGAUACACCAGACGUAGAUUUAGAUAUUGGUGGAGGCUCAGCUAAAAUCGAAGGCCUUAAAUACAAAAAGCCAGAUUUCAAUAUAUCAGGACCCAAGUUUGAAAAGCCAGAUUUCAACUUGAAAUUGAAGGGCCCAAAGGCAACAGCAGAUGUGGAUGUCCCGGAUGUUAAUCUAGAGGGUGGUCUCAAAGGUCCAGAAGUGAAAGCUGACCACGAUAUUGAUCGCCCCUCUGCCAAAAUAGAGGGUGAGAUCAAAGGACCCAAGGUGGACCUAGAUCUGCCAGAGGCUCAUAUGAAGGGUCGCAGUGGAAAGUUCCACAUUCCUAAAUUUAAAAAGACAAAUUUCGGAUUUGGUGCAGGGAAACUAGAAGGUCCUGAUGUCAAUAUUGAUGCAAAUCUUCCAGAUGCAGAUGUUAGUCGAACUGGUCCAAAGAUAGAAGGUGAUAUUGAUGUACCUGACGUAGAU